CCUAGAAUGCGCCAUGGCUGCCGCCGGCCAGGCCGAGGAGUGUUCACCACUGCCGGCGGCAGCCCCAGCCAAGUCAGCCUCACCUUCUUUACCGCCAGCAGUUCCUGUCCGAAAGAAGCCUAAGAAAUGUCUGGUGUAUCCGCAACCCCCAAGGAGCUCACGCCUGUCUCGUUCCGUCCUGCGUUGGCUUCAGGGGCUGGAUCUCAGCUUCUUCCCUAGGAAUGUCACCAGGGAUUUUUCAAAUGGCUACCUAGUUGCCGAGAUAUUCUGUAUAUAUUACCCCUGGGACCUUAGAUUAUCAUCCUUUGAAAAUGGAACCUCCUUAAAAGUGAAAUUGGAUAACUGGGCACAGAUAGAGAAGUUUCUAGCAAGAAAAAAGUUUAAACUACCCAAAGAACUGAUCCAUGGAACGAUUCACUGUAAACCUGGGGUGCCUGAAAUACUGAUUCAAGAGGUUUACACUUUACUAACACAUCAAGAAAUUAAGAGUAUCCAGGAUGACUACGCUAAUUUCACAGACUAUAGUUACCAAAUGCGUUUGCCACUCGUUCCCAGGUCUACAAUUUCAAAGUCAAUUAAAGAUAACAUUAGGUUAUCGGAAUUACUAAGCAAUCCUAAUAUGCUCAGCAAUGAACUCAAGAUAGAAUUCCUCUUCCUUUUACAAAUGUUGCAAAGAAAAUUAAGUAGAAAAUUGAACCCAGCGUGGUUUGGCGUCAAACCAACAGUAGGAGAAAUUACAAUUGAUCAUCUUCCUGCGAGAUGCUGUGGGGGCAAAUAUAAACCAAAGGUUUCAAAGGAAAGAGCUGUGUCUGCUUUAUCAAAACCAAGCAGUGAUCACAGUCCACAUAGAGAAAUUCAUGUGAAGCAAAGUGGAAAACCUUCUUGUGAGUCCAUUACAAAACCUAUGAGAAGUGCUGACGAAACAAUAAAGGUCUCAUAGAAGUGACUUUGAAGAAGUGAUGUCAAUGUCAUCUACCACGACAUGGGAACAUAAUGAUCCA
Messenger RNA from Phodopus roborovskii (desert hamster), 1001 nucleotides. It is a transcript of the gene Spata4, whose product is annotated as spermatogenesis associated 4. The record is from RefSeq and is a predicted model, not a curated record. The transcript has 6 exons. Gene Ontology annotation, biological process: regulation of cytoskeleton organization; negative regulation of execution phase of apoptosis. Bases 14 to 940 code for a protein of 308 amino acids. NCBI's taxonomy places the organism in Eukaryota, Metazoa, Chordata, Mammalia, Rodentia, Cricetidae. Gene Ontology annotation, cellular component: axoneme. Gene Ontology annotation, molecular function: microtubule binding.